Messenger RNA from Ictalurus furcatus (blue catfish), 5152 nucleotides. RefSeq names its product pleckstrin homology domain-containing family A member 4 (gene plekha4). The transcript has 23 exons. The record is from RefSeq and is a predicted model, not a curated record. NCBI's taxonomy places the organism in Eukaryota, Metazoa, Chordata, Actinopteri, Siluriformes, Ictaluridae. The coding region runs from base 1386 to 4280 and encodes 964 amino acids.
GAGCUCGGCAGGUGAGACCACCUCACAGAGCCUCACUUACACCUCACAGAGUAACACAGAGCUGGGUACUUAAUGCUUUGACCCUAGAAAGAACAUAAUAGUAGAAGAUAGAUGAUAGUUUGACUCAAGUGUUUAAGGAAGCUUGAAGAACCCUGGAGGCCCAAAGGUGUUACUGUACAAUCUGUAGUGCACUUUACCCCAUAGCAUGUGUGCCUUACAACAUAUUAGAGAGCCCCCUAGGGGAAGGCAUGUGUGGGGGCAAUGCCAUAAUACUCUGAGCAUAUGUUUUGCAUGAGGCACACACAUGGCCUAUAGUAUACUCGUUAGGUAACCAGUGUAUACACCCUAAUAAAUAAUCUGUAAACAUGCACACUGAAUAGACCAAUCAUGUUAGAUCAGCGUGCACAUGAAGAGGAGGUAUAACUUCACCUGGCAAGGCGGUUCUCCACUGAUUGCACAAGCUCUGAGUCACUUGAUGAAAACAGGGAUUAGUCCUGAUUAGCUGGAUGCUCCGCUAGCAUCAGUGUGUUUUAUGUUCCAAAGUGAAUUUUUUGGUAAAUAAAAUUAUGAUUUUAACUAAAGUACUACAUUUGGGGUUUUUUUUGUUUUUUUUUUUUUAAAAAAAGGUCAUAUUUGAUUUGCCCAAAUUGCUAAUGCAAUGGCCUUUUUGUCACUGAAUUUGAUUACUGGUUUUAAUUUGAAUCAUUUGGAAGCCUUACAAAGUAUGUGGUAAUAAUGUUAUACACCCCUACAGUAUGAUAUCUUUUUUCAUGUUUAAUUAAAAGUCAUCUCUCAUGUCCAGCAUGUAUCCAAAUAGUUUUAAAAAUUUAUUGUAAAUUAAAGAUAGACAUACAAUGUAACAGCACACAGUCUAUGAAAAGUUCUUAUUCUGUCUAUCUCCAUCUAGAGGUGAAAUAAUAGAAUUUACAGAUGAACACAAAAAUUCCUUUAUGGUUUUGUUUUAUUAUUUAUUUAUGGAGUGAAAAUAUUCCUCAAUUUAGCCGGUGUUCAUGAGAUUAAAUAAAUAAAUAUUUUGUGUAGGUUGAGUGUGUUUGAACCCAGUUUGUUUUGGUGUGUUUGAACCCAGAAUUCACUUUCCCUCCAGAUCCAGACAGACAGAUAAAUAAAAUGGAGAAAUAAAAUGUGAGUGGUGUGUGACUGCAUGGCAUCUGUAAAAGCCUUUAUUGUUAAAAAUGUCACUGAAAUGAAAAGGUCACAGUGAUGUGAGAGAGAAAAAGGGAGGAAGGGGUAAGGACAGAGGGGCUAGUGUUUAGGGAAUAAACAGAGUGGGUCUUUACACAGAGAGUGUAGGUGUAGACAGCAAGAGAAAGCGAGAGAGAGAGAGAAAGAAAGAGAAAGACAGAGACUGAAAGACAACACAGAGGAUGGAGUUAGAAAUCGCUUUUGGACACAGACAACAGAGCGGGAUGAUGGAACAGGACAGAGUGAGUCAAGCCUCCAGCGUGGUUACAGUUUCAUCAACCAGAGACAAGGUUGACAAGAAACUGCAAUCGUUCUGUAAAAGGUCUCGCUCAGUGCAGCGAGAUCCGAACUGUGCAGUAGUAAUCAGAGGCUGGCUUUAUAAAAGAGACAGUACAGGGCUGAAGCUGUGGAAGAGGAGAUGGUUUGUUUUGUCUAACUACUGUCUCUUUUACUAUAAAGACAGUAGGGAGGAAUGUGUGUUAGGAAGUCUUCCUCUCCCCAGCUAUAAGAUUUUCUUCUGCUCUCCAAGAGAGUGUAAGAACAGGAAGUAUGCGUUUAAGGUGGUUCAUCAGGGAAUGCGUUCAUAUUUGCUCAGUGCUGAUACUCAGGAGGACAUGCUGGGUUGGGUCAGAGCUCUCAGCCAGUCAGCAUGCAUGGAGACUGAUGACCUCAUUAACAGACGCUGCUCCAGCUAUCACGACUUCUCUCAGAUAGGGGGCAGCACUGAGUCAGUGAACCCCCUGCAUGUGUACAGGACCCACAGCAAACCAUCUCAUUGUACUUUGGGGAGCGUGGACAUGGCGGAUCACAGAGGCAGACAAAGAGCUACAUACAGUUCUGAUACUCGAACCCGGUCUCUGAGUUUGGACCGCACAGGUGAAGAUCACAUCCUAUGUCAGGGGUCAGUUCCAUCGACCCCCAGAAGUCAUUAUGAGUCACGACCUCGCAGCCCACUGGGCAGAGUUGACCUACGACCUCAGGUUUAUUCCACACACUACUCACCUGUACAUAAAGCAGAAAGCAAGGAGAUCCGUUCUGAUCAGCUGCCCCCCUUACCCUCCUCCAGAAUUACCCACAAUCCUCUAGGCCCUCUCCCUCACAGCACUUCUUCUGUGUGCGGGUUUCCAUCAAGUACGUGUGAGAAAGAGAUGCGCACACUCACAGCACUACAGGGAGAUACAGAUAUGGUUCUGACUUGUUUGUGUGGGUGUGAUAAAGUACUACAGACUCUCUCUGUAGAACUGGAUCUCCUACAACAGGAUAAGGAGCAUGCUGAGUUUGCCUUGGAUAUGUCUCGUAUAGAGCUGGGCAAGGGACAGUUGAAUGUACAGCACAUAUCCCAGAAGGCUUUGCUGCAGGAGGAGCUGGUCACCAUAAGAGCCAGAAUGUGUGACAUAUCACGGGAGAUGGAGAGGGUGUGGUUGGACUACAAGAGGAUGGAGAGUGAACUGUGUGUGUUUCGUUCUCACCUGCAGCACAUCUGCCAUUUUGGACUUGCACAGGAACGCUCCCUGGCACAGAAGCAGAUCUGGAUGAUGGAUGAUAUUCUGAGUGGUCUGAAGCCUAAUAGGAGUCGAUUUAAAGCACUGAUGGCUUUACACACACCGACAAUGUUUCCACUCCUGCACAACUCAUCCCUCCAUCCAGAAGAAAGUGUGCACCUCUGGGGGGAGGAGUUAGAACCACCAGCUCGCCCCCCUUUACCUCUGGAGUUGGACAGCACCAAUAAGAGCACAAAUCUGAGACCUGAGUGGGGAGAGCCAAAUUACACACUGGUGUGCAACCCUGCUACAAUCAACACACACUCCUCUACACAAACCAAAACACACACAGCAGAGUCUCAGUCAUUGUGUUUAGGGGAGGAGUCUGAUCAUUCUAAAGAGAUGGUCUGGAGGUUUGAACAGAAAAAAAUGCAUAAUAAGAGGAGCCGAAGCCCAGAUUAUCAGAUGAACAUGGCUGAUAAACCCCACCCACUCACUGAGUCCUCUCCUGUGUGUCUGAUGCGUGUGAUGAGGGCGGAGCUUCCUUCAGCUCUCACUGCACAGAGAGUGUGUGUGGAGGAAUCAAACCCUGAGGAGGACAAACUAAACACACUGAAUUAUAAACAAGAAGAACAGAGUGAUAAUAAUGAUAACGUUGAUGUCUGUGUUGUAAACAGAGAAUCUGAUUUAGCCAUGCCAUCUGAACAAAGACACGCUAAACUGAAACGAGUGGAACGCAUCAGAGAGAGAGUACUGAAGAGUGCUUUGAGACGGAGCGACUCUGCUCAUCCUUUGAAAUUCAUUGAUAUCGGAGGAUCUGUUAAUCAUUGUCAAAGGUCCACAGAUUCCCUGCACACUGAUAGAGUUUGUAUCCAUGGCAACAUGUGGAUGACUGAGAGUGAUGUACCUGAAGCACCACCCUCACUCAGUGACAUCAAGCCUUCACCAACCAAUCACAUUUCGACACUCACGAUAAACAACAUGGUGUCUGAGGAAACAGAUCAGAGUGUGAACUGCUCCACUUCUACCAAUCGGAGGGCAGAAUGGUUUCUCUCCACCAAUCACUGGCAAGAGUUCAUUCCCCUCAACAUUCAAGAAGAGGAGCUUUCACCAACCAAUCAGCGUUCAGACACAUCAACCAAUCAGGUUUCAGAGCUGUCAACCAAUCAAACUCACGUUAGAGGAAAGUUGAACAUGACUACAUCAUUAGUCCCCAUGGAAACACUUGAUCAAAACAAUUCUGACCAUACAGGAAGGGAGCUGUGCAUCUAUGAGGAAAUUCAGUAUAAAGCUCCAGAAUCAGCCAUAGAGGAGAAUGAGAGUGUAGUUGGUGGAGCCAAAGCCCACCAAUCAAACCUUUCCACCAAUCACAGUGAUGACUCUCAUCUGUCUGUCAAUCAGCAUGCAUCAUUAGAGGUUGGGGGCAGGGAGAGUAGAGCCACUAGAGAAGAAGUGGCAAAAGAGGCAGGAAGUGACAUCAUUAUCAGUGCCAAAACUAAACAACCAAUUUACAGUUGUUGGAAUAAGAACUCAGUAACCAACCCCAGUGAUUCCUUUCUCAAACCGCGGGUAACUGUGGUGAGCACCAGCCUAUAGGGAGAGAUGAUUACAUCAUCACAACAAUAAUAAUAAUAAUAAUAAUAAUAAUAAUAAUAAUAAUAUUUGCUUUAAAGUGUUUGCUCCUCACAUUUGCUUUAUAAUUAUUAUUUUUUUUAAAUAUUACACAUAACCGCUAAUGUAAUUUUGUAUAAAUCUGAAAAACUCCACCUGUUUAAACAAAAACCCAACUUAUUUAUUUAUUUUAAUAUUAUCUGUUUAUUUUACAUUUUAUUUUCAUUCGUUUGUGUUUUAUGAAUUUGAGUUUAUGUUAAUUGUGUUGUGUGUUCAUCUUUAACAGUUUAUACUCAAUUAAAUGUCGACUCGUUAAUGAGAAUGAUUCACUAACGAACACGAUCCUUUUUAUUAUUUAGAUUUUAAAAUGUUACAUUUAUUUUCAAUCCCUGAAAGUCACAAUUUAACUGCUGUUGUAUUGUUUGUACAUUUUAGUUAUAGCUAUGAAUCCCACUGAACAUGCGUUUAUGACCUCAAUCACGCUUAAGCCAGUAGUGGAUAAAAAAUGUUACAGAAGUUAUGAUUGUUCAUUAUGAGCUCCUGUUUCAGCUUUUCAGACUGAAAGAGAUUGAGAUUGAUGCUAAUGUGUGCUUUUCAUGUGUAAAAGUACAUCACAAAUAUCAUACAUCCUUUUUUAUAUUAAACUUUAGUGUGGUGAACUGGCCAAGUUCAGUUGUCCAGCCUUAAGUUGUCCAAGUUCAGUUGUCUUGGCCAAGUUCCAUUGUCCAAGUUCAGUUGUCCAAUGAAAUGGAAAUGUGUUGGGCAUCUCAAUAUCUGACUGGUUACUAGUUACAGAUCUGAUGUUUGGGGUUGUAGAGAGAUGAGAAUAAAUAAAUAACAAUUAUGCAAUAAAUAAA